Molecule: messenger RNA, 2336 nt
Organism: Magnolia sinica
Lineage: Eukaryota; Viridiplantae; Streptophyta; Magnoliopsida; Magnoliales; Magnoliaceae
Product: lycopene beta cyclase, chloroplastic/chromoplastic-like
Exons: 1
Coding region: 553-2067 (504 amino acids)
Biological process (GO): carotenoid biosynthetic process
Molecular function (GO): oxidoreductase activity, acting on paired donors, with incorporation or reduction of molecular oxygen
Source: RefSeq, a predicted model, not a curated record
UAUUGAGGGAGAAAUGACCUCACAAGCACCACCACGACCACCUCUUCUCGUCGUCUUUACUGUAAAUCUCAUUAGCUUGUCUGCCUUCAAAGCAAGAUGCUUCUUCUCUCUUACUUUCCCAACGGUAAGUCCUCCUUCUCAUCUUCUUCUUCUCCUCCCAUCUUUUGGUGAAGUUCUUUCCCCUUUUCUUGUCUACUAUUGUGAAUCUUUCUAUAAAAGUAUACACAAGUCCACCAAAUCUGGAGAAAUUCUCAGCCCAAUUCAAAUUCUAUUACGAUUUUCAGAUACCUUUAGUUCAGUUUCUCCGCUGAUACUUUUCAGAAGUCUCUGAAACACCGAGUUCUCUCCAAAGAAAAAAAAAAAGGGAAAAAAAAAAACCCAUUUCAGAUUGAGAGAACUUUCUAAAAGCCUACUUGGGUUUUCUACAAAAUUCAAAAAAAUCGAUCCCAAAAUCUAGAUUUCUCAAAAGAUCUUUCAUAGUUUGGAGAGUUUAGCAAAACCCAUUUCAUAAAUUUUCUAAUUCACAAAAAAAGAAACCACGUUGGAUUUUCCAUGGAUACCCUCCUAAGAACCCACAACAAACUUGAAUUGCUUCACCCAAUUCAUGGGUUUGCAGAGAAACACAGCUUCUCAAACUCCUCAAAGCUUCUCCACCAUGAUUGUAGAUUUAAACUCAAGAAAUUUCAGAAGGAAUGGUGUCGAAAUGGUUGUGUUAAGGCCAAUGGCAGUGCUCUUUUGGAGCUUGUUCCUGAAACGAAGAAAGAAAACCUAGAAUUUGAGCUCCCCAUGUAUGACCCAUCCAAGGCCCAAGUCAUGGACUUGGUGGUAGUUGGUGGUGGGCCCGCAGGGCUCGCUGUCGCCCAGCAGGUCUCCCAAGCGGGCCUCUCGGUCUGCUCCAUCGACCCAUCACCAAAGCUGAUCUGGCCGAACAAUUACGGCGUCUGGGUGGAUGAGUUUGAAGCUAUGGAUCUUCUUGACUGUCUUGACACCACCUGGUCUGGUGCCGUUGUGUUCAUUGAUGACCGGACCAGGAAGUACCUUGACAGGCCAUAUGGCCGGGUCAACCGCAAGCAGCUCAAGUCUAAGAUGAUGCUGAAAUGCAUCACAAACGGCGUCCUGUUCCACCAGGCGAAGGUGGUUAAGGUUAUUCACGAGGAGUCUAAGUCCGUUUUGAUUUGCAAUGACGGUGUCACCGUUCAGGCUAGGGUGGUCCUUGAUGCCACGGGGUUUGCACGGUGUCUUGUCCAGUAUGAUAAGCCGUAUAAUCCUGGCUACCAAGUUGCCUAUGGGAUCCUCGCGGAGGUUGAAGAACACCCAUUUGAAUUGGAUAAGAUGGUCUUCAUGGAUUGGAGGGAUUCACAUCUUGAUAACAAGAUUGGAUUGAAAGAGAGGAAUGAAAAAAUCCCAACAUUUCUUUAUGCAAUGCCUUUCUCAUCAAAGAGGAUUUUUCUUGAAGAGACUUCGUUGGUUGCCCGGCCUGGUCUACGGAUGGAAGACAUACAGGAGAGGAUGGAGGCUAGAUUGAAGCAUUUGGGUAUCAAAGUGAAGAGCAUAGAAGAGGAUGAAAGGUGCAUUAUCCCAAUGGGCGGUCCUCUUCCGGUGCUCCCCCAGAGGGUUGUAGGAAUAGGUGGUACUGCAGGUAUGGUGCACCCAUCUACCGGGUACAUGGUAGCCAGGACUCUUGCAGCAGCUCCAAUAGUUGCAGACUCAAUUGUCCAGUACCUCAGUUCCGAACGGGCAGUUCUGGGGAAUGAAUUGUCUGCAGAAGUUUGGAAAGAUUUGUGGCCGAUAGAGAGGAGGCGACAACGGGAGUUCUUUUGCUUUGGAAUGGAUGUUCUGCUCAAGCUUGAUUUGAAAGGGACAAGGAGGUUUUUUGAUGCCUUUUUCAAUCUUGAACCCCAUUAUUGGCAUGGAUUUUUGUCAUCGAGGUUGUUUCUUCCGGAGCUUGUGUUUUUUGGGGUUUCCUUGUUCUCACAUGCCUCCAAUAUUUGUAGGUUAGAGAUCAUGGCAAAGGGCACUCUUCCCCUGGUAAAUAUGAUUACCAACUUAUUGCAAGACAGAGAUUAGGAUGAUUUGAUUUUUAUCAGCUGUAUCUUACUCUUAAUUGCUGAAUUGUAUCUAUGAUUCUAUAUCUAAGGGCAUGUUUUUCUGUCAACCUUCAAUGUCAGUUAAACCACUCUAGUAACGUUGUUUACUUUAUUUUUUUCUUUUAAUCUUUCUUAAAACUUUUAGGAGGAGAUGCAUUUCCUGAGCUUAUAGCUGUUGGGCCUGCUCUGUUCAUGUAUUCCCUCAGUAAUUCUGCAUAGAGUUCAAUGACAAAAGUCAUCUUUUCUUUU